Osmerus eperlanus (European smelt) is the source of this 3043-nucleotide messenger RNA. It is a transcript of the gene rufy3, whose product is annotated as RUN and FYVE domain containing 3. Gene Ontology annotation, cellular component: cytoplasm. Lineage: Eukaryota; Metazoa; Chordata; Actinopteri; Osmeriformes; Osmeridae. Bases 425 to 1837 code for a protein of 470 amino acids. The transcript has 13 exons. The record is from RefSeq and is a predicted model, not a curated record. Gene Ontology annotation, biological process: regulation of axonogenesis.
CUCCAGUGCACUCACUGCGCACAGCCAAUACAAUUACUGCUCUCCCAGCAUCGUAAGUCCCCCAGCUGAGCUCAACAGACCACAGCAGAUUGGAGAACAGAGGGCACGGCAGCCUUUUGUUGAGCCGGCAGAUUUUUCUUCUAACUGAUCGGUUGAGAAAGAAGAAAAGGGAUAGGCAACGGAGAUACAAAGAGGAGGGGGAGAAAAAAAACCCACAGCAUCCUUUUAAAAAGAACCGCUAGGAGCUUUCGCCUGCCUUAUUUUCCCCUUUUUGUAUUACAAAUUUCCCUUUUUAAGCUCAAACGGGGAAGGCUUCUGCAACAGAACCUGGAGAGAUUCAUCCUUCUGUCUUUUUCGCUGGGGUUACUGGAGAGAAAACUGCUCUUCCCCCCCCUGUUGUUGUUGUCACAGCCUCCGCUGAGUCAUGUCUGAUUUAACGCCUCAGAGUGACGCCCCAACCCCCACCACAGACAAAAUCACGCAGGCCGCCCGAGAAACUAUUUACCUUUGCAAUUUCCGUGUGUCAGUGGAUGGAGAAUGGCUCUGCUUGCGCGAGCUGAACGAUAUCUCCCUAACCCCAGACCCUGAGCCGGCCCAUGAAGAUCCCAAGGACCCCAUUGCCAUCGAGAGGCUUAACCUGAUGAACAUGGCCAAGCUGAGCAUCAAGGGUCUCAUUGAGUCUGCACUCAACCUGGGCCGCACGCUGGACUCCGACUAUGCGCCUCUCCAACAAUUCUUUGUCGUGAUGGAGCACUGCCUGAAACAUGGCUUGAAAACAAAGAAGACGUUCCUUGGCCAGAACAAGUCGUUUUGGGGCGCUCUGGAGCUGGUGGAGAAGUUGACCCCGGAGGCGGGGGAGAUCACAGCCAGUGUGAAAGACCUUCCCGGGCUCAAAACUCCCCUUGGAAGAGGACGUGCCUGGCUGCGAUUGGCCCUGAUGCAGAAGAAGCUGUCAGACUAUAUGAAGACCAUCAUCAACAGAAAGGAUCUUCUGAGUGAGUUCUAUGAGGCCAAUUCCUUGAUGAUGGAGGAAGAGGGAGCUGUGAUCGCUGGGCUGCUGGUGGGGCUGAAUGUCAUAGAUGCAAACCUCUGUAUGAAAGGAGAAGAUUUAGACUCUCAGGUUGGAGUUAUAGACUUCUCCAUGUAUCUAAAGGACGGUGGACACAGCAGCAAGAGCACAGAGGGUGAUGGUCAGAUCACAGCCAUUCUUGAUCAGAAGAAUUACGUUGAGGAGUUGAACAGACAUUUAAGUGCAUCAGUAAAUAAUCUCCAAGCAAAAGUGGAUGCGCUUGAAAAGUCCAAUACAAAACUAACAGAAGAGCUUGCUGUUGCGAACAACAGGAUCAUCACCUUGCAAGAGGAUGUAGAACGAGUCAAGGAGGAGAGUUCUUACCAGUUAGAAUCCAAUCACAAGGCGCCGAGAACUGACGGAUCACUAGAUGGGCAGGUUCUCAACGAGGCACACAAACAGCUCAAGGAAGAAACACAGCUCCGAUUGGAUGUGGAGAGAGAGCUGGAGGUGCAGAUCGGGAUGAAGCAGGAGAUGGAGCUGUCGAUGAAGAUGCUGGAGAAGGACAUCUGUGAGAAGCAGGACACCCUGCUGGAGAUCAGGCAGCAGAUGGAGGAUCUGCUGGCCCUAAACCAGCAGCUGUCCCACAAGUCACAGAGCUCGGAGGCCAGCAGCAAACAGAAGAAUGAGGUCAUCAGUCGCUUGGAGGAGAAGAUGAACCAGAUGGCGGGGACUAUUAAACAAUUGGACAUCAGUGAGAAAGAUUUGGUGAAGCAGGCUAAAACCUUAAACUCCACUGCAGGGAAGUUACUUUGGAUGCAGAAAUAGGAUUUUAGUUCUCUCCGUACAUCCGUUUCAUAGUCUACAUUCUGAACCAAGUCAUAAAAACGUCCUAUAAAACUAAAAUUAAUGUUUGUCCUGGUAUGUUCUCUGUUAAAGCCUUUCUUACAAUCUGUUAGAAUGUUUUCCGUCAUGCCCCUCCUGAUGUAGCUGUUCAGCUGCAGCUGUGAUUAGACUGGACUGAUAGAACCCCCACCCUUGUGUUCCUCCACAUUACUGUCACUGCAGGGUGACGCGUUCAAAUUCACAAUGUGUCAAGUAGGCUACAUGAAAUACUUCCCCUUUAAUUCCACCUAGAACACCUAAUCUUGUCAUUUCUGCUUGCGAAUCUGAUGACGCAUUCGACUGUUGUUAGGGAGUCCAGCUGGACACCAUGUCAGGAAUUGUAAAAAUCUUACAGAUUACAGACACUACAUAAUGUAUACAGAUAAAAACCUGAAGUUACACAUUUUGGCAAAGCAGAUGAAUGAGCUCCUAGUCGAACAACAUGCAAUUGUAAAUGCUCAACUGUUUAAAGAUUUGAGUUUGGACCUCCCCAUAUUUGCUUGAUUCAAUUUCACAUUUAAAAGAUGGAAAAGCAAGCUGGUUUAUUGUGCUACUACUUUGGCAGACAUAUCACAAGUUACACUGUGAUUGAAUUAUUAAGCUCAGUUUCUAGGCCUUAUAGCAAAAGUUGUUGAAACCACUUGAAAUAAUUUUCUGAUGGUUUCCUUAAUAUCUUAUUUAAACAACUAGUUGGCUCCUUACAUUGCAUUCAAUGGUGCUCAUUCUAUUGGCGAUUCAUUUAUUUUUAUUUUUAGGGCAAUUUAAACAUGUUAACCAACCUCAGCGUGGUCCAUAUGACCAAUACAAGGAUAUCUAUGUCCUAGCAACCCACAUAAAAAUGUAAGGCUUAACUUUCUGAACGGUGAUGUCAGGAUGACAAAUACUCUGACCAGCGGCAAAACAUGUAUGUGGACAUAACAAAUGUAAACUGUAGUAUACAACUAGCAUAAUAAAAGGAGUCCAAAUCUAAGUCAACAUUUUGCCUGUUUCAUCUGUUUUAAAGAACUGCCUCUUUUCCAAUUACUCUACUUGUCUCAGUGCAAGAUAUUCAGUUAUUCCCAAUCAAUUAUUAUUAUUUGCAAUGGGAUCUCCCCCCCCCCCCCUUUCUUCUUCCUUUCAUCACAUUCCUGUUUUCAUUUUAUUUUAUCA